AUGAGUACACUGUUCACUCCCCCGGAUUCACCACCAUCCAGCGUCACCCACUCGGAUGGCCCAGCAAAAAGGCUCAAGGAGCAGCUCAGAAAUACCCGAACCGAAGACACCGCAAACCAUCGCUUCUACAUCCCCCGGGAGAUUCAGUAUGACCUUAUCAACAGGGACAUUGUUUCGGAAAUAGCUGCACAAAUCGACCGUCCAAGGGUCCAGCAAAGCACGAUCGAGGAAAUCUGCACCCGUGGGAGAGCCCUGUUUGCAAUCCUGGUCCUGAUCAAGAAGCAGGCAGACAUCCAACCUUUCCUCGAUGAAGGGAUUUUAGACGCCAGUCUUCCUUUGCAAAGAGUCAAUGGCACAAAACACUUCAGUCUACAAACGAAGCAUGGAAGACGAGUGAAAUCUGUCGUCGGAUGGAACAGCGGAUGUCGCGAGAAGUUUGACCGUAUCCAGUGGUGGUUCCUCGCCCCUAUCUUCGAAGACUUGGAGCAUUACGAGCUCGACGAGAACGUCGUGCUACCCACUGUCCCGUUCGAAGACAAAAAUUCCAGCUUGGAUAGUGGGGGGUAUAGCGAAGUAUAUCCAGUCCGGAUCCACCACACGCACCACCGAUGGAGUGCAAUCGCAGACCCAGAGUCUACCGGCCCAGUAGUCGCUAUAAAGCGACUCAUCCAGUCAGAGGAAGAGGAAUUCAAAAGAGAACAGGAAAUUCUCAUACAGUUAACUCCCAAGGGCCACCCUCAUCUGAUCAAACUACUAUCAACCUUCCAGCAAGGUGGAAAAUGGCAUUUGAUGUUCCCCUUUGCUGAUUCGAACCUUCGCGCAUACUGGGAGGUUCACAGCAUGCCUGUGUUCGAUCAAGACACCAUCCAGUGGGUCUUGAAGCAGAUGGUUGGCAUCGCCAGUGCCCUGGCCCGCAUUCACAGUUUUGUCGGCACGUUCCACCGCAAAAUCCCCAGGAAAGUCGAGGUGGCCGACGGCACUAUCAUCCAGGUGCAAGACCAGGAGAAGCUCUAUGGGCGUCACGGUGAUAUCAAACCGGAAAACUUCCUCUGGUUCAAAGAUACCCCCGGUGUUGACGAUCCUAUGGGGGUUAUACAACUGGCUGACUUUGGCCUGGGGCGAUUCCACGGCCGAGAUUCUCGAUCGCGAACGCACGCCAGCACUGUACCUUACUCGCCAACGUACGAGCCCCCCGAGUGUAAGAUUGGACGUUCUGUCUCGCGAGUAUAUGAUAUGUGGAGCCUGGGCUGCGUGUAUCUGGAGUUUGUGACUUGGCUUGUGCUGGGGUUCAAGGAGAUUGAGGGAUUCUCUGAUUACCGCGGUGAAUGGUCCGAGGAGAUGCUGAUCAAUGAUGACAACUUCUACACCAUCACGUCUGAUAAGGAGGCAAUUGUCCGGCCAAAAGUUUGCACUUGGGUCGAGAGGCUACAUUACCACGAACGUUCUUCGCAGGUAAUACACGAUCUUCUCCAUCUAAUCAUGGGGCAUAUGGUCGUUGUUGAGCCGGUGGCACGCAUGAAGUCAAAAGACCUGCAGGAGCAACUGAACAAGCUGCUCUGGAGAGCCACCAAUGAUCGUGACUAUGCUUUGAAACCGGUGGCAUGCUAA
Molecule: messenger RNA, 1608 nt
Organism: Aspergillus wentii DTO 134E9
Lineage: Eukaryota; Fungi; Ascomycota; Eurotiomycetes; Eurotiales; Aspergillaceae
Product: protein kinase domain-containing protein
Exons: 2
Coding region: 1-1608 (535 amino acids)
Biological process (GO): peptidyl-threonine phosphorylation; peptidyl-serine phosphorylation
Molecular function (GO): ATP binding; protein serine/threonine kinase activity
Source: RefSeq, a predicted model, not a curated record